AGAUAUAGAUGUAAUCAGAGUACUCAUUGACAUUAGCUUCUCCAACAAAGAACUGCGCUCUUUAACUUGCCUUUAGUUUCUCUCAUCAUUUUUUCUAUAUAUCAUGAAGAAUUAUAGUUUACCAAUCUUCAAUUGUUUGUUUCUCCUGCUUCUUCUAUAUUGGCAGCCAAUAUCUAUUACUACUCAAACUGGUGAAGAACCAGAGUUUAACUAUAUUGAAGGGAGUCCAAAAGGACCCGAACAUUGGGGAGAACUUAAGCCAGAAUGGAAACUGUGUAAGAUUAGGCAUCAUCAAUCUCCAAUUGAUAUAUUGUAUAAGGACAUACGAGUUAACAUAAAUCUAGGAGAUCUGAGAUUGAAUUAUAAGGUUUCUGAUGCAAUCAUAAAGAAUACUGACAGUUAUGUCGAGUUUCCUGCCUCCAUGAACGCUGGUGCUGCUGUUCACCCCUACUGUGCGCCGCAUGGAAGAAAAAGAGAUGAAGAAAUCUCAGUCCGGCGGCGUGAGGAGGGAACUACAGUCAAUCGACAGAGUUUUUGGGUUGAAUGGGUAGGUGAUGCUGGAUCAAUUCAAAUCGAUUACGAGCAAUACAGCCUCUCUCAUUGCCAUUGGCACUCACCUGCAGAGCAUCUCAUCAAUGGCAAGAGGUAUGACUUGGAGCUGCAUGUGGUUCACGAAAACACGUCAAAUCAAGUUUCUGUUGUACGUGCCGAGUUUUACCAAAUUGGUGAGCCCGAUUCAUUCUUGACAAAGUUCACAGAGGAGCUAAAAACUUUGGUUAAUAAUAAGGGAGAGAGAGCCAUAGGGGUAAUAGAUCCUAUAGAGACGAACACAAAUACAUUCAUGUAUUACAGAUACGAUGGAUCACUUACAACACCUCCUUGUAAUGAAAGUGUUACUUGGAUCGUCAAUGGAAAGAUAAAUACCGUCUCAAGCAAACAAUUACAGUUACUUCGUGAAGCUAAUUUCGAUUUCCGCGGAGAGGAUAAUGCAAGGCCUGUACAGGCUCUCAAUGACCGGAAAAUCUUCCUAUGGUGAAGGUCAUUAUACUGUAGUAAAGUACUUCUUUCUCUAUGGCAAGAAAGGGGUUAUUCUACUGUAAUAAAGCAAUUCUUCCUCUAUGGCAAGAAAAGAGUUAUUCUACUGUAAUAAAGUAAUUCUUCCUCCAUGACGAAGAAAAAGGUUAUUCUACUUUAUUAAAUAGAUAAUUAAUUUUACAC
Quercus robur (English oak) is the source of this 1218-nucleotide messenger RNA. RefSeq names its product alpha carbonic anhydrase 7-like. The transcript is spliced from 8 exons. The record is from RefSeq and is a predicted model, not a curated record. Lineage: Eukaryota; Viridiplantae; Streptophyta; Magnoliopsida; Fagales; Fagaceae. Gene Ontology annotation, molecular function: carbonate dehydratase activity; zinc ion binding. The coding region runs from base 104 to 1036 and encodes 310 amino acids.